UUACGGUUUAAGUUGCAUUUUAGAUGCGAACGAACGCGCAUCUCUCUUUUGGGCUCGCGGUUACGCGGUUAACGUUUCGUGAACAUCGGGCGCGCGUUACGAACCGGUUUGCGACUCGAGUCGAUUGUGAACGGAUCCCGCGAAGCGGAUCGUGACUGCGUGACGCGUGGAGUUGACCGAUCUCGUCAGCGUGAAUUAGCCUCAUCCUUUCGGUGCCGCAAGCCGGCCAAGUUUCAACGUGGAAAGAUCGUCUCGCCCCGUGCUUCUUCCGUUCCUGCCGAGAAUUCCGACACUCCCGGAAGGCUGGAUGCAGGGUGACUGAGUGAUUUUAUUCAGUAGUACGUAGGAAAUCGAAAAUUUUGUACUUGUGGCGAAGAUUGGCGAUUUUAGAUUGGAUGCAGUUAACUGAUCGGGGCAACGAACAGAACGAAAUUUCCAGGAUAUUGAGCUACGCGAAGGAAAGUGAAGCUUAACGGAUCACAAUGCGUCAUUUUCUGUACAACCCCCUCAUCCUUAAAGUGCUGCUAAUGACAAUCUUGUUCGCAUCGUCCGGUCUGGCGGUGUCGAAGUCGCGCGGUAAAAAGAAAAUUGUCAAAGAGACGAAGGAGUUGAACAUCUGCGAUAUUCAAAGCCAACAGGCACCGAUGUACUGCUACUGCAACAAUGUUGGCCUGCAAAAUGCCAGCGACGUCAAUUGCUGGGUAUUGAGCAAGUUUGAACGGGACGAUCCCAUGUGGGGUUACUUCACAUCGCAAAUCCAUCUCGAAAAAUUGACGUUUACGGUGCGUCAGAUCGGUAGCCUCGACUACGUGCCCAGUCAGUUGCUGCACCAGCUGAAGAAUUUGCGCGUGAUCGUGUUCCAGUAUGGGUCGCUCCAUGAGCUUGCCGAGCGCGCUUUUAGCAAUCUCAACAGUGUUGCCGAGAUCAAUCUCAGCCGCAACAUGAUCGUCGUGGUGCGCAAGUACGCCUUCGAGAACAUGCGAAAUCUCUCUGUCAUCAAUCUCGACGAUAAUCGCAUCUCCGAGAUUAAUAGAGACACAUUCGUGAAUUUGCCGAGCUUGCGCAAGCUAUUCUUGAAUCGCAACAACAUUAGCACUGUUCAUGACAAGGCGUUUAAGCUUCUGGGCUCCCUGCAGGAGCUUGAAUUGAGCGGCAACCAGAUCACUGUCGUCACGCGCGACAGUUUCCACGGUCUGCGCAAUUUGCUACGUCUCGAUCUACGCAGCAAUCAGAUUACCAUGCUUGGCGAUCGUAGCUUCAUCGAGAUGCCGGAAUUAGCUGAACUUGAGCUCGAUCAAAAUCAGAUCAUAUACAUAUCCGAAAAAGCAUUCGACAGCAUGCGCAGUCUACGGAAGUUGAAUCUUAGCGACAAUCAGCUCGUGACGUUGAUCCCGGAUUUCUUGUCCGGUGCGCCCGGUAUUCACUUUUUGGAUCUGAGGGACAACUUGCUGAAGACCAUGACUUUUGACAACAUUAAACCAAUCGUGACCAAUCUCUACGGCCUGAACAGCCACUUAUACUUGGGCGAAAACAAUCUGAUCUGCGAUUGCAAACUUGCGUGGAUCUGGGGCUUGCGGAACGAGACGAAGAACACGAAACUGAGGGAUGCCCUGGAGGAGUUGACUUGCUUCCUGGAGAGCAAUAAUGCAACACAGAAGAUCAACAGCGAAGACCUAGGGAGAAAUCAGCCGCUCGACAUUCCCGAUGAAUAUGUCGACGAUAAUUCAAGAGUUAAUCAUGGCGACGACGAUGACAACAGUGAUUAUUACGACGAACCCGAAGAUGAAAACGCGUCAAAUUCAAAUUUUCACAGCAAGAGCAAUCGUGAGGGUAAGAAGUGCUGUACAAAGCAUCUAUUCGAAUUAAAGCCAGAGGAGCUGCCCUGCCCGGAGCUUUCGCGCGAGGAUUUGAUGGCUUCUGAGCAGCCAUCCAGCCGUCAUGAAAACGCUCGUGUGGGCUCUGGGUCCAGCUGGUUUAGCUCUGGUUCGACCUCGGUCCAGGCCGGUCAGUCCGUCCUCGUUGCCUCAUUGCUAUUGCUGUCUAUACUUUUUUUCACGUAGAAGCGGCUAAGCGUUCAGAAAUGAAGCGAUAUAAGCAUCAUUCGGCGUCCCAAUAUGCUCGAGUGAGCGAAUGGAAAAUCGUAGAUAUAAACGAAACGGGACGUGAAAGAAAGUGUAUGUUUACGCGUGUGUAUGUGUGUGUGCGCGCACUUACGUAGGAAACUAACUGGACAACCAAGAGACGUACCUUCGAAACUUUCUGAAGCGCUUGCAGUUACCGUUUAUUGUACGAAGUUUUUCCUAGAUGAUAUUCGAACUUUAAAAAUGUUGCACACGUGACAUCCGUAUCAUUAAUUCGUAACGAUGGACAAUGAUCGCUUGGUCAAAAUUGUCCAGUACCAAGACGCGGCUGCAUUACACGUCAUUUUUAAAGUUUGAUAACUUUUUUUUUAAAUCUCGUGUAUUUAACGUGACAUUAAAAACGUAUUCAAAAUACGCUGUCAUGCAGUUCAAUUGGCCAACUAUCAGAGACAUUUUACGUUCGCGUUCACGUGUUUACUGUGGUUUUCAUUAAGCUGAAAUACUCGCACAAAAAUGACAAGGUUGCACACAGCAUUUUAUUUUACAUAAUAUUGAUCGAAUUUGUCUGAAACGCGCUCCCUUACAUACCGUACGUCAUUCCCGUAUUUGUACAGUAUAUGUGCGUAGUUUUACUGUAUGUAUUACAAAAAUACCAAAAAAUAUCGCGCACACUGCUGUUUCUCGUUAGCUAUUUUGCUUGCGUAACUACUGCCAUUUAGACCGUAAUCCAUUAUUAUAUUCAGCUAAUUUUUGACCGAGACGAUGGGUCCAGCUAUAACGGCUCCAAAUAUCAAUAUAAAUAUGAAAUGCCAGAAAUUGAGAUACUGCCAUAUAAUUCAGACUAAUAUUAAAACUUUGAUAGAGAAACUUAGCGACCCAGCGAACAGAUAUAACUGCUAACAUAUACGUAAAUAUAAUGUUUUUACGUCUAUGUUAUAUGUUGUCGUAUAUUCGUGGUUUGCUGGGAGAUUUCUUAAUUGUUUAUUUAUAACUAUUAUAAUAAUUGUCCUCUCUUUUGCCACUAGUUUCUUUCGUUUUAGUUUAGGGUAGUUUAAACAUUUUGAUAUAAAUGUAUUUUUUUAAUUAUUUUUCUUUGUGCCUUUUUUAACUUUUUACAAAAUAUUGUGAAAUAUUGCACACUGCCAGUCCCGCUCGCUCGGUUCUACGGAUGGAAUUAAAAUUUUGAUAUAAAUUUACAUAAUACUUGUUUCAAUAUUGCUUUUCGAUUUUUGUAAUCUUUUUUACAUAUGUUUCAUUCGAUAUGUUUAUACAAUAUGUAUCGUCAAGUAUUCCUCAAUUAAGUAUAGGUUUUCAGGUAAACCUGUGAUUGAAUCUUCAUAUUCUUAACAUCCCUUAUUCUUACACAGUAAAAAAUGUAAUUUUAACAUUUUUGUUCCAGAAAGUCCACUUCAAAUUUUAAAUUAAAAUAACUCAAAAGUUAAGUUAAGUUAAAAUGACUUAAAAUAAAAGUUAUUGUAACUUAAAAUUUAGAGUGGACUUUCUGGGACAUUUUAUUUUUUACUGUUUAACUUCUCAACAUUCAUUAUAACAUUUAUGAACUCCGUAUUCUUAACAACUAUCCUUGCGCGGCUACAUUGUACAUGCUAAUAAUUCGUAUUUAUCAUAUGACCAUGUGAUCACUUGACCAUGUAAUUAGAAUUAGAAAAAGACUUGAAUAAAAGAUAGAGGAUGCUAGAAAGGAUGAAGAGAAGAAUUCGUAGACGUUUCUUAGUAAAUAAGAAUUUCUUAUUUAUACAUGCACACAUGCGCACAUGCAUAUCAUGCGAGCAUGCGGCGCAUCGACGUCAACGCGCAGGCGCGAAUAAGAGCAAGAGACACGGCAAUUAUUUUCUCAUUUUAUUUAUCUUGGCUUUGCCUCCGAAGCAUUGUCGAUAUGAAAAUCGCGCUAGGUCCAUUUAUAUAUUUAUCCAUUAUGUUUAAUGGAUAAAUAAAUAUUUAUCCAUAUUUAUUUAUCCAUUUAUAUCUAUGGAAGAUACAAUGCGUAAUCACAAUCUGAUUGGCCAGUAGCACAACGGGCGCAGCGACAUUUAUAUUCUGCGCAUGUGCUAUUGAAGUAAGAUUGAGGGCUACGGAAAAGUAUUAAAAAUAGGGAGAUUAUUGCCUAUCCUAAUAUGUUAAGAAUACGGAGAUUUGGCUGUUACUAUUUAGAUUUCGACGCGUCAUACAUUUUUUUAACAUUUAAUCCAUAUGAACAUCCAUGAUUUUGACAUCUAGGACUUGAUAUUCAGAAUAUUCCUGGAUAGCAGACUUGUCUAAAAAAUUUCAAUGAGAUGUCCUAAAUCGUCUUUCAGACGUGCAUGUCUAAGAAACUUCGAAAAGACGUCUUAAAGAAAGUGUCUUUCAGACAUGCGUGCUAUUUAGGUCAGGAAUAUCAAGAAUCGAUAUUGACAUGCAAUUUUGAAAAUAUUACUAGAGCCACUGAAAAACACAUUAGGAAUUGAUAUGUUAAAGCAUAUUUGAAGAAAAAAUUAAAAUGGAAACCAUUUAACCAUAUGAUUAUAAAAUAUCAAAGUAUCAACAAAAGUUGAAAAAACAGAAAACAAUUGAGUUUAGUUAAUUACGAAAAUGUAUGAGUCAACUUGACAAAUUUUUUAAAAAAUCAUAAAAGAAACUUUUUUCCAAUUUUAACACAUUAAUAUUUUAAUACAUAUUCGGCAUUUAGAAAUAUAAAUAAAUUUUUAGUAAUUAAAAAUAUCUCUAAAAGCUUAGUAAUGAUUAUGUUCUUUUCAUAAAAAAAGCGAUAUUUCUGUAACUAAAAAUACUGUGGGUCGAAACACCUAUGUCUUGCUAACUCAAUUAUGUAAAAGUGGCAACUCGUGUUUGUUUUAUAAUAACUGAUUCAAUUAUAUAUGAAUUCUUUAAUAUAUUCCGUUUAACCUAUCCUAUUGUGUAACCUCCUAAUUGAUAUUAUACUUAAUAGAAGAAAUAUAGACUUCUUAUCCUACGAAAUAUAUUUCUUAGCAUAUGUGAAAUGAGACUGAAAAGAAGAAAUUUUUCGAGCACUAAGCAUUUUUAUCAUUCGUCUUACAAGAUUAUAAUCGUGAUGUUUUUUGCGCGAUAUUUAGCGAGCAAUUUCACAACGAUUACGUCUACGACGAUCUGUUUGUUUGAGGUGCACUUUCUUGCGCUUUUUGCAUAAAAGUUUUAAACUAAAUGGACUUAUAUUUUAAUCUUUGGAUGAAGAGGAGAAAAGGAAUGAGACUAAAAACGGAAAGCGCAACUGGAGCGAACAGACGUAAUUUGCAAUCAAUUAGUAAGAAACGCAUGAUAUGGAUAACGUGAAACAUAGCCUACCCUACGGAACCAUGAUAAAGAAAAGAA
Solenopsis invicta (red fire ant) is the source of this 5423-nucleotide messenger RNA. RefSeq names its product connectin (gene Con). The transcript has 9 exons. Gene Ontology annotation, molecular function: protein binding. Bases 483 to 2060 code for a protein of 525 amino acids. The record is from RefSeq and is a predicted model, not a curated record. Lineage: Eukaryota; Metazoa; Arthropoda; Insecta; Hymenoptera; Formicidae.